AUGCAACAGAAGACGUAAGUUACACUGUUCAAUAAAUUAUAAUAACUUGCACCGAGUGCUUUCUCACUACUCGACUGACGACCAAAAAAGCAGCAGCAAUGAAAAAGGGCAUUUUGGAACGCCUGGACGCUGGGGAAGUGGUCAUAGGAGACGGAGGAUAUGUUAUUGCGCUGGAGAGAAGGGGCUACGUCAAGGCCGGUCAUUGGACUCCAGAGGCCGCUGUGGAGCAUCCUGAGGCAGUGAGACAGAUUCACAGGGAGUUUCUGAGGGCAGGGGCCAAUGUUAUACAGACCUUCACCUUCUACUCCAGUGAUGAUAAACUAGAGCUAAGUGGCAAUGUCACCAACAUAACAGGUCAACAAAUCAACGAGGCUGCCUGUGACCUCGCCAGGGAGGUGGCCAAUGAGGGGAAUGCUCUUGUUGCAGGGGGGGUCUCUCAGACCCCCCUCUAUAAAGACAGCAGCAGUGAGAGUGAAGUGAAGGCCAUCUUCAAGAAACAACUAGAUGUGUUCGUCAAAAAUAAUGUGGACUUUCUGAUUGUGGAGUAUUUUGAGCAUGUGGCAGAGGCCGAGUGGGCAGUGCAGGUUCUGAAGACCAGUGGGAAGCCAGUGGCUGCCACUCUUUGCAUCUCUCCAGAGGGGGACAUUGAUGGGGUCAGCCCAGGGGACUGCGCAGUCAGGCUUGUGAAGGCUGGGGCCCAGAUUGUUGGAAUCAACUGCCAUCUGGACCCGCUGACUUGUGUGCGGACAGUGAAGCUGAUGAAGGAGGGUCUGGAGGCUGCCAAACUGAAGGCCCAUCUGAUGGUACAGCCCCUGGGCUUCCAUACCCCAGAGUGCAACCACACUGGCUACCUCAGCCUACCUGAGUUUCCCUUUGCACUGGAGUCGCGGGCAAUGACCAGGUGGGACAUGCAAAAGUAUGCCAGGGAGGCAUACAGAGUAGGAAUCCGUUACAUCGGAGGCUGCUGUGGGUUUGAGCCCUAUCACAUCCGCGCUUUGGCAGAGGAGCUGGCCCCAGAGAGAGGCUUCCUGCCCCCAGCGUCCGACAAGCAUGACAUGUGGGGGAAAAGUCUGGAGCUGCACUCCAAACCCUGGGUGCGGGCCAGGGCUCAGCGGGGGUUUUGGGAAAACCUGCUGCCGGCAUCAGGACGACCGAAGUGUCCCUCUAUGGCAACUCCUGAGGAUUCGACGGCCACCUAGCCAAUUCAGCUGGACAGUGCUGUGAAUGCUCCUAGUUCUUACAACAAGAAAAAUAAAAAACAAAUGUAAAAAAAUGCUAAAUUGUCUUUCUGAAUAUGUAAACCCAUUGAAUAAAUGUUUGAGAUUGUU
Molecule: messenger RNA, 1328 nt
Organism: Alosa alosa (allis shad)
Lineage: Eukaryota; Metazoa; Chordata; Actinopteri; Clupeiformes; Clupeidae
Product: betaine--homocysteine S-methyltransferase 1-like
Exons: 8
Coding region: 99-1199 (366 amino acids)
Molecular function (GO): zinc ion binding; betaine-homocysteine S-methyltransferase activity
Source: RefSeq, a predicted model, not a curated record